GUUCCUCGAAAACAUUGCGCUGCUUCCAGAUCAAUGUUUAUGUGUUGCAUGAUGACGACUAAAUGUGACAAAGUUAUUGUAGGUCCAUGAAUGUUAACACCACCAAGAUAACAGAAUGAAGGUGUUUGUCCAUGUUGGAAGGAUGAGUCUGGAGGAGGAGCGCAGAGAGCUGUUGUGGAACAAGCUCAAUGGUCUCAACCAGGAUGACUUCAAGGCGUUCAAGUUUCACAUGCACCUGCCCCAGAGCAAGGAGGAGAGGGCGGAUCUGGUAGACGUAAUCCGCGAGCUGGAGAAAAGGCACGGACAGCAGGCUGUCGAGGAGGCUACCAACAUUCUAAAGAAAAUCGGGGAAUACGAUCUGGCAGAGAAGUUACACCGAGAUUUUUCUCAGCUAAGAGCUUCUGCUCCUGGGAGCAAAACAUUCAACCUGCCGCCAAAAAGGGAGAAGUUUCGUCUUAAGCGUCAAAACAGUACCAUAUUCUCUGUGUCUGACAAGCAGAUCGCAGAUUACAAGUGGAAGUUUCAGGACAACCUGCGAUACCAGUAUGUCAAGGCCCAAGAGGGUAGAACUCAGCGCAGCCAUCAGCAGCUGAUGGAUGACGUCUACAUCGACCUCAACGUCACAUACGGGGGGCCUGCGAGUCCUAACCCGCAGCACGAGGCUCUUCACAUGGAAAUGUGCACUGCGAUGGACAAAUCUAUUGAGCCACGGAACAUUUUUAAAAGUUCAAGUGGAAAGAUGGAGCCCGUACGCACCCUGUUGACUGUCGGCAUUGCAGGGAUUGGCAAAACUUUCUUAGUGCACAAGUUCGUGAUGGACUGGGCCCAUCGAAAAACUAACGAAGAUGCGCAAUUUAUUUUCCCCUUCACCUUCCGCGAGCUAAACUUGGAGAAGGGAAAAAGGUUUUCACUUGCGGAGCUCGUCAGACACUCCAUCUACCAGACAAAGCCUUUGAGCUUGGAAAUGCUAAACAUCAUCUUUCUGCGACUGCAGUUGUCAGGAAAGCGCGACUAUGAAAGCGCCCCCAUAAAGAUUGUCUUUGUGCUGGACGGAUUGGAUGAGUGCCGCCUCAAGCUGGAGGCAUUCCUGAAGGAGAAGAAAAAGAAGACGCAAGUAGACCUGGACGUGACGAAGGCCUACACAGUAGAGGUUCUGUUGGCACAUCUCAUCAAGAAGAACCUACUUCCAUGUGCUCGGGUGUGGAUCACUACGCGCCCCGCAACCGCUCGACAGAUCCCUGAGCACCUCAUUGAUAGUACAACGGAGGUGAAAGGGUUCAAUGAUUACCAGAAGCUAGAAUAUUUCAGGAGGAAGUUCCCAAAUAAAGAACACAUUGUCUCCUACAUCCAGAAUUCUCAUACAAUUUUUGUCAUGUGCAACAUGCCCAUCUUCUGCUGGCUCACAACUACAGUUCUUCAGGAUUAUUUGGACACGGAGAAGAGAGGAGAGCUGCCUGAAACACUGACCGAGAUGUACACAGAGUUCAUGCUCUACCACCUGGAUAUAGCCAUGGAGAGAGAUGCCAAAAAGGCCAUCCAGAAUGUCCAGGCCUUAGCAAAACUGGCUUUUCACCACCUGAUGAAAAACAGUCAGAUCUUCUAUGAAAACGACCUGCAGGACAGUGGAUUUGAUGUCCUUAAAGUUGCAAAGAAUUGUGGAAUGUUCACUGAGGUUUUUAAGGAGGUACGUCCACUGUAUAAAAACCAACAGGGAAAAAUAUUUGAGUUCAUCCAUCAGAGUAUGCAGGAGUAUCUGGCUGCUUUGUAUGUGAUGAUGUCCCUCCUAAAUGACAACAGGAACGUUUUAGCGGGGUCACAGCUGUCAGUAGAAGGGAUUCUUACACCUUGCAAGCAGAUACCCGUUACGAAGGUCCAUGAGAUAGCUAUUCACAAAGCCUCCAGGAGUAAGGGACUCUUGGACUUGUUCCUCCGCUUCCUAUUGGGCCUUUCCUUGCAGUCAAACCAGAAUCUCCUGAAGCGCCUACUUAGAGUUUCCAAGGGCUCUUGGGAAAGCAACGAAAACACCAUCCAGUUAAUCAAAAAACAGAUAGAUCAGAACUAUCCAGAGGACAAUAUAAACUUGUUUUACUGCCUCAAUGAGCUGAAGGAUGGUUCCUUGCUGGAGCAGAUCCAACAGUACAUAAAGUCAGGAAGUUUGUCUACGGACGACCUGCCCCGCUCUAUGUGGUCGGCUCUGGUAUUCUUCCUACGCUCCUCUGACCAAGCUUUGAAGUGCUUUGAGCUGAAGAGGUACUCGGCAUCUCUGAUGGGACUUUACAUGUUGCUGCCAGUGGUCAAAGCUUCACAAAAAUCAUUGCUUAACAACUGCAACCUGAAAAAGAGCAGCUGUCAGCUCUUGGCCUCUGUUCUUAGCUCGCAUUCCAACCUGAGGGAAUUGGAUCUUGGCGACAACAACCUCCAUGAUGCAGGCAUUGAGCUUCUCUCGGCUGGACUAAAGACACCACAAUGCACUUUGCAGAUACUCAGGCUGUCAGGCUGCAUUAUCACCAUGGUGGGCUGCUUGUCACUGGCCAAGGCUCUCAAGUUAAACCCCUCUCACCUGCGAGUGCUGGACCUGAGCUACAAUCACCCAGGAGAGGAAGGAAGAACGGCCCUGAUGGAGACCCAAAUGGAUCCCAGUUCCUGCCUGAAGAUUGUCAACCUGGAGCAUGGCAGCAUAGAUCGAUUGAUUCCUGGCAUCAAAAAAUAUAUAUGCAGACCCACUCUGGACCCCAACACUGCCCACAGAAACCUCAGUCUCUCUGACCACUGCAGGAAGGUAACCGUGGUGAAGGAGGUGCAGCCAUAUCCCACAAACCCACAGAGGUUUGAUUCGUGGCGUCAGGUUCUGUGUAGUGCCGGGCUCGUGGGACGCUGCUACUGGGAGGUGGACUGGGAAGGGGAGGUCUACAUUGCUGUGACAUAUGCCGGACUUAGGCGGGUCGGAGAGGGUGACGACAUCUGCCUAGGAGCCACAGAUAUUUCCUGGGUGCUGCUCUGCAAUGAGGAAGGCUAUUACGCUGUGCGGCAUGAUCACAGAACUGUAUACCUGGAGCAAGACUCCUUUCCCAUAUCCAAAAAGGUUGCCGUGUUUUUGGACAUUUCCGCCGGGGAGCUGUCCUUCUACAAAGUGAAAUCCGGCGAGAGAAUCCUGCUGCACACGUACCAGCACACUUUCACGCAGUCACUCUACCCUGCCUUCGGCUUCGGCUUUGAAAAGGGUUAUUUAGGCUAUGGAAGCUCCGUGACAAUCGGUGGAGAUUCUCUUUUAGCCCGCUUCUGAUCCCCGACGAGACUGCCAGCACUAACACUUGUUACUGAUGCUGACACUAUAACUUCCAGCUAACCAAUUAACUUAACUUUUGAUUUGUUUGAUAGGUUUGAUAACAAUGUACAGUACUGUGUGUGUGUGUGUGCGCGUUAAUGUGCGUGCGUGUGCGUAUGCGCGGGUGUGUUAAUGGUGAGGCUCAGUAACUUUGUAGCAGAGACACAGUGACGUAGUAACAAGGUGCAGCGUUCUGCAAUGACCACACGAGGACGCUUUCGUCUCACGCACAAGCAAGACUAAGACUUUAGAGCAGGUAUGUCAAAUUAUGGAAGUGGAAUUGUCUCACAUCAACUUAUAUAUAUCAAUAUGAUAUCAAUACAUAUGCAUAUAUUAUUACAUAUACAAAUACAAAUAUGAUCUACAAAUAAAUAAAUAAAUAAUUUAUAUAAAUAAACGCGUAUUUGUAAAUAUAUUUUUGAGAUUUGAAAAUAUAUACAA
Nerophis lumbriciformis (worm pipefish) is the source of this 3766-nucleotide messenger RNA. Lineage: Eukaryota; Metazoa; Chordata; Actinopteri; Syngnathiformes; Syngnathidae. The record is from RefSeq and is a predicted model, not a curated record.